GUAUUCGUUUAAAUGUCUAUAUAACAUAUGAUCUGCUAUAAAGCCCUCUGACACUCUUGCCACCCCUCAACUUUUAGGCACAGAUAAAAAGAGCUUUGAGACAUGGCCAUGACAAUUUUUACUCUCCUCAUUCUCGUGCUGGCCGCACCGGCGGUGGUCUACGGAGCACAGCACGUAGUUGGUGGCAGCGCUGGUUGGAGUCAGACAACCGAUUACAGCACCUGGCUAGCCGGUGAAACAUUUACAGUUGGUGACACUCUUGUGUUCAACUACGACAGCACCCACAAAGUGGAUGAAGUACGUCAAAGUGACUACACAAACUGCAACUCUGGCAAUGCCAUUGCAUCCCACCAAGGCGGAAGCACAACAAUCAACCUAUCCUCGCCAGGCUACAAGUACUUCAUAUGCCCCACAAGCGGUCACUGCGCUUUGGGCAUGAAGCUAGCAGUCAAUGUGGUGGCAGCUAGCACCACCCCAUCACCUCCCCCCGGCUCAACUACUCCCUCAGACAGCACUCCGCCCUCCACCACCGUUUCACCUCCUCCUCCUCCUAGUGGAGCCACCAUUAUUUCUUAUACCAUGAACAAUAUGAUGUUUGUGUCUUUGCUCGUGUCGGCAACCAUGUUUGCAUUCAUGGGCUAGCUAGCUAGGCGAGAGGCAGUGCUAUUAUAUUCCUAUAGUGUUCCUGUUGGUUUGUUGAAUUGCUGUCGAUCUAAUGUUGAGUGAAAAAUUUCAUGUACUUUCCUAAUAUGUUAUCUCACUUGAAAUUCACUUA
Messenger RNA from Carya illinoinensis, 775 nucleotides. Its product is annotated as uclacyanin-3-like. The transcript has 2 exons. The record is from RefSeq and is a predicted model, not a curated record. Bases 103 to 642 code for a protein of 179 amino acids. NCBI's taxonomy places the organism in Eukaryota, Viridiplantae, Streptophyta, Magnoliopsida, Fagales, Juglandaceae. Gene Ontology annotation, cellular component: plasma membrane. Gene Ontology annotation, molecular function: electron transfer activity.